CUCUGUGUCCCAGCUGUCUGUGUGUCCCUGCCCCACAGGAGGUGGAAAUGCUGGCCGAGCCUCUAACAGGGUUACCUUGCUGGCAGCUACACAGAGAGCAUCCCAGGUGUCUCAGAAGAUGAAGACCAUGACACUCAAGGCAUGCAGGAAGGAAGAGAAGAUGGACAGGGGGUUUCAGAAGAAAUUCAAGUUCGAAGGCAGCAUCAAAGUCCUGACUCAGAUGAUGGUCGACCCUGCAGCGACAGAGAAGAGGGGCAGAGCGCAGAACCUGCCACUGAGACCGGGAGAAAUCCUUGAUGUCAUUCAGUUCACAAAUCAGGAGCAAAUCCUCUGCCGGAACAGCCAGAGGAGGUAUGGCUACGUGCCCCGGGCCGUGGUGCUGCCUCUGGACACUGACAUCUAUGAUGACGUUGAGAUUUAUGGCUGAGCCAACCACGCUGAGGCCAAAGGCACAAGACAGCGCCACAGAGACCCCAAGGGCUGAAACACCAACAGCACCAGACACCAGGCUCCUUUUGGGAAGGAGCUCUGCUUCCUCUGAGAAUGCAAAACCACCG
Camarhynchus parvulus is the source of this 557-nucleotide messenger RNA. It is a transcript of the gene PRAM1, whose product is annotated as PML-RARA regulated adaptor molecule 1. NCBI's taxonomy places the organism in Eukaryota, Metazoa, Chordata, Aves, Passeriformes, Thraupidae. Gene Ontology annotation, biological process: protein localization to plasma membrane; integrin-mediated signaling pathway; T cell receptor signaling pathway. Gene Ontology annotation, molecular function: protein binding. The record is from RefSeq and is a predicted model, not a curated record. The transcript has 7 exons. Gene Ontology annotation, cellular component: plasma membrane. Bases 119 to 427 code for a protein of 102 amino acids.